Messenger RNA from Thermochaetoides thermophila DSM 1495, 810 nucleotides. RefSeq lists its product as uncharacterized. The transcript has 5 exons. The coding region runs from base 1 to 810 and encodes 269 amino acids. Lineage: Eukaryota; Fungi; Ascomycota; Sordariomycetes; Sordariales; Chaetomiaceae. The record is from RefSeq and is a predicted model, not a curated record.
AUGUUUACGACGGCAACAAAGUUUAGCCUUUCCAGAAUCCGGAUCCUCCAGCCCAGAGAGCCGCAUUUCGGUAGGGAAGCUUGCUCCGGAGAGAAUGAGCGGCUAGGAGUGGCUCUGAACGGAAAACCUACGGUCGAGAAUCAUGACGCACUGUUCUGGGGAGAGAUUAGAACCUGGGAGAUUACAAGGACCAGCUGUUUGACGGCGACAACUAUCACGAUUAACCUGGCCCUCAACGAAAGAGUCACAGAGCUGCUCGAAGUCGACCUCGGCGUUUCCUCGAGUAUCGUACAGCUUGCCAACAUCAUGUCGCUGCAUUAUCUCCCCGCCGUAAAACCCUCUGCUAUUGCCCUCGGCACCUUCUUCAACCAAUCCGUCGAACUGGCCGUGCUUUCUCCUCUCUUCGGUCAAACCUAUCAGCGCGCCAAAGCCGCCAACACCAAAGAAGAGUUCUUGCGCUCACGCGAAGCAACCGGCGCCGCAGUCGCCUGGACGACCUCCCUGGUUGGCAGCGCGCUGCAGAGUUACGGCGUUGGGGCGCUGAUCAAUGCGACGGGGACGUUGAGCUAUCGAGGCGCGGCGUACUUGGGGGGGCUGAUUUUUAUGGCCACUAGUGCACCUACGUUUUUCGGCCAGCUCUUUGUCGAAAAACGCGCUUGGGAAACCGUCGGCGUCAGCGUCAUCGCCAAAUUGUUCGAGACAAUUGGUCUCUCGCUGGUGCUCACCUGGUGGGGAACGCGCACCAAUCCACUUGAGCAUUCCGGCGCCGGCGGCACCCCGCUGAGCCGCAGCCCCUUUCGGAAUGACUAA